UAGUUUACGUCGUUACUAGGCAGCGUUAACGGAGUUCCAGACAUUAGCAAAAAAUAAUCUAAAAGAUAACUAUUAAUUUAUACACGUAUAUACGCUGCUAUAAAUGUAAUGUUUUCACGACAAGUCAAUGAACUUUGAUGGGAAAGAAUGGCUUCGUCAAGCGAAAUUCGAGAGAAACUACGAAAGAAACGAAGGGGGUUGCAAGAUAGUCUGGUAAAAAACAAAAAUGACGACGACGCUCAGGCUCUGGUUCCGUCUGCCAAGUUCAAGGUGGACAAGCAACCAACUGCAAUGAAGAAUGCUGAGGGCAAUGAUGAGGACCCAGGAGAGACUCUGAGACGCACAUUAAGAGCCCAGAGACAGAGGAGAAAGAAAACGUUGCUCGAGCAGUCUUUAGUCCAGGAGUGUCAUGAUGCAGAGGGCGUUUCCAUCGCUCAGGGCUGCAGUGCAAAUGAGGGUUCAUCUCAUAGGGCAGAUGAUUCAGUGAUUUCCACAAGACCUCCAACUGGUUCUCAGAGAGAUCUCUCUGUAAGAUCUGAGCAUUCUUCCAGCUCUAAGCAUUUAGACGCCUUUGUGACCAAGCAUUUGCAAGAGAAGCUGAAAGCAGCAAGGUCUAAAGGAGAGAGCCUUCAGCAACAGGAAGCUUCAGCGGCUUCUACCAAGCCAGUCAGUCGACUCAAAAGGCUCAAAAACAGAGACACAGUAACAAGAUUUGAUAGUGAGGUUGAUCCCGUCAGUGCAGGAAGACAUGAAGACCCCCUGUCCCUUCGCUCCAGAGUCAAGUUCCGAGAGGCUGCAAGAAAAGUAGGAAAAGACGUCCCAACGGCUGAGGAAACAUACAAUUUCUUUACAUAUAACCAUGAGCCCGAUCAACCAAGUCAGCUAGACAGGAUUAGCAGGAAGAGGCAAAGACGGAGAGAAAAAGUUGAGGAGGACAGAGAUGAAGAUGGACAAGCGGAAGCUGAGGUGGAAGAGGAUGCUGAAGCAGAAGAAGAUAAUCAAAAUCAAAAUGAAUGCCAGAGUGAAGAAGCUCCUCUGGUUCGAAAUGAAGAUGAUUUAUUCGUCAUUGACCAUUCGCCUAAGGACUUUGUGGAAGUGAAAAAAGCAGAGUAUGUUGCUUACCGAAAGCGUAUUCAGCGAGAUCGUGAACUCCUAUUUACCCCAAGCUUUCAAACAGUUCCAACCUCCAUUAAACUGCCUGAAAACAUGAAGCCCCGCUUUCUGGAGGAUGAGGGUUUCUACGUAGGAGACAGGCCUCCUAUAUCUUUGACCAAUGAAAACAUUUUAGAGAAUCGCAUUUUGAAAAUGGCGGAGGGAAACAAAUGGUUUGGAGAUGAUGGAAAGAUUAUUGCUCUGCCUGACCCCAUAAAGGAAUCGUCCACAAGGCCCCCUCUGUUCCACGUGGAGGGAGAGCUGGAUCCUGCACUGCAAACUGUACACAGGAAGCCUUUCAAGUCCAAGUAUGCAAACAUGUACAUUGCUGGUGCUGCAGACCCUGAGGGUGACUACCAGCUUGAUGUUGAUGUCUCUGGGAUGAUCUUCUCCCAUCACCCUCUCUUCAGCCGCGAACAUGUCCUGGCGUCGCGCCUAGCUCAGCUGUACGAUCAGUACCUCAGCAGGCAGCACAAUAAUCUCACAGGACACCUCACCGACAAGUUGAACGGCCUGAGGAACGCUUUGCGGAACAUGGUGAAGAUUCACGGUGAGCAGGGCUCCUCCGAGGCCUUGCAGCAGAGGAUUUCUGAGUACAGCCUAGAAGUGAGGAGCACUCGGCAACUGCGAGACACGGAACAAGAGAAAGACAGGACUCUGCUGAAGAGCAUCAUUAAAGUGUGGAAGGAGGUCAAGUCCCUGAGAGAGUUUCAGAAGUUUACCAACACACCUUUUAAGCUUUACCUCAGAAGAGAGAAUAUUGAUCGGGUUUUAGAUGAGCGGGAGUAUGAAGGUGAAAUCUUGGCAGAAGUUUUGGAAAUGGAAGCAGAAAGUGAAGAGGAAUACCAAAAGAAACUAGCAGAGUACAAGAAGCAGCUGGAAGACUGGAAACUCUGGAAGAAGAAGCAGAAAGCCAAAAGGAAAAAGAAAAAGAAGAAAAAGAAAGGCCAGGCACAGGAUGACACAGAAGAAGAAGAAGAUCAGGAUGGAAGUGAGUCAGAUGAGCCCUUUGAGGAAGGCCCAGUGAAGCCGAAACCUCCUGACAGGCCAGAUGUUGACUCCAUGGAGCAGUGGGUGAGAGAAAAAGCCUCCAGGAUACGCAGGAAACCAGGAGAGCCCAUUCUGGUCCCAGAACUGUCUGCAUCAGGAAGCAUCACAUCCAGUGAACUCUGCCCCAGGGCUGAAAUUGCUCGAAGAGAAGAUGUUUCCAGACGUUCUCUUUUCAUCAAGAUAUUUUACAACUACAAGGAAGUUUCCAGGACAGACAGUCGCUCCCUGAGCACCGACUUCAGGGCUCACUUUGGUCAAAUUUUCAAUCUGAAGAUACUCAACUGCCCCCAAAGCAUUAACCUGCAGGUGUUUGAGGAGAUUGGGUCAUCGUGCUCCCUUCUGGCUCAGGUCUUUGUUCCAGUACCCGACCCUUCAAUCGUUACAGGCAGCGCCCCUAUGGAGGAAUUUGAGUUCAGCAGCAACCAGCGGGUGAUGUUUGAUCAUGAAGGAGUUGGAAGCGAUGUUCCGCUCUCCUUUGAACCUGAUGGAAGCAACAAACUGACACUGUUGACUUCUGGAAAGCUGUCUUGCUGUGUUUCGUGGGGCAUUGGGGAAGAAGGUGUCCCUCUCGCACCGCCUGUUUCACAGCAACCUGGUGCCACACACAGUGGCCGAGGCCAUCUAGAUGCUGUCUCAUAUAUUGGGGCGUCUGGACUGUAUGACAUGAAGAAAAUUGGUGAGUGGGCAACACAGUCGCGACUGGACCCCAACGAUCCCAAGAACACCUCCAUCAUGCAGCUGCUAAAAGUGGCGAGCAGCGGCGAGGUGACCGCUCCCGACUACUUUCGUCUCGAACAUCUGCAGGAGGAGUUCAAUUUUGUAACUGAUGAAGAGAUAGAGAGAUCCAAAAGGUUCCGCCUGCUCAGUCUUAGGAACCAGGAAGCUCCAGAGUUUCGCUAUUACAAAUUUGUUCCUCUACUUGAGAGGGAGAUCUCUGACAAGGUUUUCCAGGAUUAUGAGAAAAGAUUGAAAGACGGGGAGAUAAUUGACACCAGGGAACAUUUGGAUCCUCACAGAGCUUUAGUGGCCAAAUAUCUUCAGAAGAUACGGGAAUCGGUCAUCAACAGAUUCAUUCUCGCCAAACAUUACUACCAACUGUCCGACCUGGUGAUUGAAGAAGAGAUACCAAGCAUUGGAAGUGAACAGCUACAAACAAGACCAGCUCCGGUUAUACAGAACAGGUCAGCUAGCUGGAACGUGAGCUUACCUAUUAGAAUGAGGAUUCUGGGAAUCAACCUGUUCAAGCUGGCUGAGUCCAAACGGCCACUGAAACCUCAAAGGAAAGAAAGAAAAAAGGUGACUGCCCAGAAUCUGUCCGACGGAGACAUCAAACUGCUCAUUAACGUCAUCCGGGCCCACAACAUCCCGAUCCGAAAACCCCAGAGCAAUAAGCCGGGACAGUCUUCUCAGAGUGCCAUCCAGGGCAGUGAUUGGUACCUCAGCCAGGUACAAGUGAGGCCAUUUGUGGAAGUUUCCUUCCAGCGCACGGUGCUCCAGACAACCACAGCUGAAGGACCGAAUCCAAGCUGGAAUGAGGAGCUGCAGCUGCCAUUUAGUGCUCCAAAUGGUGACUACAGCACUGCCAGUUUGCAGUCGGUCAAAGAAGAAGUUUUUAUCAACAUAUUUGAUGAAGUGCUAUAUGAGACUGGACCGAGUGACAAAGAGAGGACGACAUCCAUUCACACGCAGAUAGAGAAGCACUGGUUGGGCUCAGUCAAGAUUCCCUUCAGCACCAUUUACUCUCAGUCAAAGAUUGAUGGAGCAUUCAAAGUGAACACGCCAGCCGUGCUGCUGGGAUACAGCAGGGAGCACGGCAGUAACAGUGUUUAUGAUCACUGGCGGAGCACGCAUGGGGGGAUGUUUAUUCGACUCUUCAUCACUAUCGAGCCUCAGUUGGUGCCUGGAGAGUCUGUUAGGGAGAAGAUAAAGGAAGUACAGUUUGAAAGUCAGGAGGCUGAGCGCUUACUGCAGGCUUCAGAGAGGUUUGUGAAGGAUGCAGCUGAAAGCUACCCGGACCGCCCCUGCAUCACCACAGUCACAGACCUCAGUGGGAAGACGGUCUUCAUCACUCGUUACAUCCGACCACUCAAUCCCCCACAGGAGUUCCUCGAUGCAUUUCCUAAUAACCCUCAGGAAGCUACGACCCUGGUUGCCCGGUUUGUUUCCCUGAUCCCUUCUUUGCCAGAUCAGGUUUCCUUCUCUGGAACAUGUGACUUAUGGAGCACAUGUGACCAAUUCCUGACUCUGCUGGCAGGAGAUGAGGAGGAACAUGCUGUAUUGUUGUGCAACUACUUUCUCUUCUUGGGCAAGAAAGCCUGGCUUAUAAUUGGCACAGCCAUACCAGAGGGACCCACAGCAUAUGUCCUAACCCAUGAGCAGAGUGGCUACUUUAUCUGGAACCCCUGCAGUGGACAGUUCUACGAUAAAGACGACACAUUCUGCCCUCUGCAAACUGUUGGCUGUUUAGUUAAUUCUGACAACGUUUGGUACAACAUUCAGGAAAAUCCUUCACCGUUGAGCACAAAUUUUGACAUCACAAAGGCCAACAUGUGGAAACCGUUUUUCUCCCGCUCCUUCUCCCACCCUGGGCUGUCUAGUGUACAGCCCGAGGAGUUGAUUUACCGCCACACAGACAGAGCAGCUGCAGCUGAGCUUCAGGACAGAGUUGAGAAGAUACUAAAGGAGAAGAUUAUGGAGUGGCGCCCCCGUCACCCAACUCGCUGGAACAGGUACUGCAACAGCACCCUGAAGCAGUUUCUGCCCAAACUGGAGCUGGGCCGUGGACAGGACGUUGCUGAGGGCCACCGUCUUGAGUUGCAGAACCUCCUGGGAGACUACAGGAUUGCAGGAUUCCCCCUCCAUCUGCCAUUUUCUGAGAUCCGACCAAUCAUAGAGGCAGUUCACAGCACUGGGGUUCACCACAUUCACUCAUCCAAUGUAGAGUUCGCACUGGCAGUGUAUGUGCAUCCUUAUCCCAACAACGUGCUGUCCGUGUGGGUGUACCUAGCCUCACUCGUCCGGACAUGACACAAAGACUGAACCAUCUCCUGGUUUCACUGUGUUGCUUUUUUUAUGAGAAAAUUUCAUGUAUAUUAUAUGAAGUUUUACCUUUUUCACAUGAACACUAUUGUGUAUUGUAUGUCAAUUUGAUAUAUUAAAUAUCUGUUGAAUCAGUCACACUCCA
Girardinichthys multiradiatus is the source of this 5386-nucleotide messenger RNA. It is a transcript of the gene cc2d2a, whose product is annotated as coiled-coil and C2 domain containing 2A. Gene Ontology annotation, biological process: non-motile cilium assembly; protein localization to ciliary transition zone. The coding region runs from base 148 to 5229 and encodes 1693 amino acids. NCBI's taxonomy places the organism in Eukaryota, Metazoa, Chordata, Actinopteri, Cyprinodontiformes, Goodeidae. The record is from RefSeq and is a predicted model, not a curated record. Gene Ontology annotation, cellular component: ciliary transition zone. The transcript is spliced from 40 exons.